This is a messenger RNA of Cylicocyclus nassatus, 348 nucleotides long. Lineage: Eukaryota; Metazoa; Nematoda; Chromadorea; Rhabditida; Strongylidae. The record is from the annotation of a GenBank genome assembly.
AUGUCGCUCUCGCUCUGGCAAGUUCCUCUCAUGGUGGAUUAUCUCAUGGACGAUUGCUUCCACAAGAUGAAUCGCAGCAUCUUCCCUUAUUGGAGGAAUGCUGACCAUUCCAUGCUGCAUGUUGGCAAUGACACUCAAAAGGUAAUCGACGAGGACAAAAAAUUCGCUGUUUCACUCGAUGUCUUACAAUUUCGCCCUGAAGACUUGAAGGUGCACCUCGAUGGCAGGGAACUGACAGUUGAAGGAAAACAAGAACACAAGGGUGAAAACAGCUACAUCCACAGGUCGUUCAUACGCAAAUGGACAAAACGUAGAUUUGGAAUCUGUGCGUACGCAGCUCAGCGAUAA